Molecule: messenger RNA, 1050 nt
Organism: Fusarium musae
Lineage: Eukaryota; Fungi; Ascomycota; Sordariomycetes; Hypocreales; Nectriaceae
Exons: 1
Coding region: 1-1050 (349 amino acids)
Molecular function (GO): oxidoreductase activity; zinc ion binding
Source: RefSeq, a predicted model, not a curated record
AUGAAAUCUUACAAACUAGUCGCCUGGGGGCAAGAGGGUCAAUACGUCGACUCUCCAAAACCAGUUCCGGGACCUGGCGAUGUUCUCAUUCGCGUCAAAGCGGUUGGUCUCUGCCGCUCAGACCUCGACAUGAUGGACAGUCCACCUGGUAGCGAUCCAUAUGCCUCUGCCAUCGACGCAAACUACAUUCUCGGCCACGAAACAUCUGGCGUCGUUGAAGCUCUCGGAUCCUCGGUGACUGACCUGUCCAAGGGAGAGAGUGUCGUUGUACAUCAUAUGCGACACUGUGGGUUCUGUACUUUCUGCGAGGCUGGGGUUGAGCAGCACUGCGAGUACUUUAAGCGAGGGGCUAUUGGAAUGACUAGGGGCUGUGGCUUCGACGGGGGCUUGGCUGAGUACCUUGUUGUACCUCGUACUGAGCUUGUAUCUAUCGGUCACGAGGAUCCGGUGAUGUACGCUCCUCUCACCGACGCGGGUGUGACUGCGUAUGCUAGCUGCAAGGAUAUUCUCAGAAAUGCACGCCCUGGACAAUACAUUUUGGUCAUUGGCAUUGGCGGGCUUGGGUCAUAUGCUGUACAAUUCCUCCGACUUCUCACCUCUGCUCGCAUCAUUGCUGCCGACAACUCACCCGAAAGGCUGGCCCUCGCCAAGGAACUGGGAGCAGACGAAGCAAUUCUAUCUGAUGCAAGUUCAAAGGCAGAAAUUAAACGGAUUACUUCAAACCGAGGCGUUGACGGCGUGGUUGACUUUGUUGGAAGCGAUGCAACAUUGCAACUAGCAGUGGGUGUCGUUCGACCCCAGGGGUUCGUCUCUGUCCCUGGUAUGCAAGGCGGAUCUGUGCGUUUAGGCUGGAACUUGAUGGCGACGAGUGCUAAGUUUUCACUCUCUCUUGGAAGUACACGGCAGGACUUGCGGGAGGUGUGUCAGCUUGCGAGUGAAGGGAAGCUGCGUAUCGAGGUUGAUAGGUUUAGCUUUGAUGAGAUUCCGAAGGCCUACCAGCAGUUGCGUGAUGGGAAGCUGAAGGGUCGUGCUGUCAUUGUUAUGGACUGA